AUGGAGCAAGUCGACACAAGCGAUCGUCUACGCCAAUUGAGGGAUCUGAUGCGGCAGCAUAAGGUAGACAUCUACAUCGUGCCUUCCCAAGACGCACAUUCGAGCGAAUACAUAGCUCCAACAGAUGCAAGACGGGAAUUCAUAUCUGGCUUCUCUGGCUCGGCGGGCACAGCAGUGAUCACCCACGAUAAGGCUGCUUUAGCUACAGAUGGACGCUAUUUCAACCAGGCGAGCAAGCAAUUGGAUAGUAAUUGGGAGCUUCUGAAGCAAGGAUUACAAGAUGUGCCCACAUGGCAGGAGUGGACGAUCGAUCGAGCGGCAGCGACUGCCGAGCAAGCAGGCUUGACGGUGGGUGUCGACCCGACCACUAUCACCGCUCCAGAUGGCAGGAAGCUUGGUGAGAAGAUCAAGAAGAAGGGUGGAAAGGGUCUCGUGGGCAUUGCGGAGAAUCUGGUCGAUCAGGUCUGGGACAAGCAGAAACCAGCAAGACCCAACAACCCUGCUAAAGUGUUAGGGCUCGAGUAUGCUGGCAAGCAGUUCCAAGAUAAGAUCGAGGAACUGCGGAAAGAGCUCGAUAAGAAGAAAGCCGCCGGGUUCGUGGUGAGCAUGCUGGAUGAGAUUGCCUGGCUGUUCAAUCUGCGAGGAAGUGAUAUCCCAUAUAACCCGGUCUUCUUCUCAUACGCUGUGGUUACGCCUACUACGGUCACGCUCUACAUCGACGAGUCGAAGCUGGACGAGAGCGCGAAAGCACAUCUGAUCGGCAUCAACAUUCGACCCUACGACGCCAUAUUCUCAGACAUCACAGCACUUACACGACAACACCCUCCUGGAGUGAAUGGCGAUGCAAAAUCUGCCGGUGUCCCGAAAAGGAAAUAUCUUAUCUCGACGCAAGCCUCCUGGGCUCUCGCACAAGCCCUAGGUGGCGAAGAAAACGUGGAGGAAAUCCGCUCCCUCAUCGGCGACGCCAAAGCCAUCAAAAACAUCACCGAGCUAGAAGGCAUGCGAAAAUGCCACAUCCGUGACGGCGCUGCCCUGGUCGAGUAUUUCGCCUGGCUCGAAGACGAACUCCUCAAUAAGAAGACCACUCUCGACGAAGUCCAAGGCGCCGAUAAACUCGAGGAGAUCCGAAGUAAACACGAGAAAUUCGUCGGCUUGUCUUUUGACACAAUCAGUAGUACAGGCGCCAAUGCGGCAGUCAUCCAUUAUAAACCUGAGGUCGGUAAUUGCUCGACCAUCGAUCCUGGUAAGAUAUAUCUUUGCGAUUCCGGUGCUCAAUACUUUGACGGCACGACGGAUACGACGCGGACGCUGCAUUUUGGAGAGCCCACGGAGAUGGAGCGGGAAUCUUAUACGCUUGUGCUCAAAGGCCACAUCGCUCUCGAUCUCGCUGUUUUCCCGAAAGGUACGUCUGGCUUCGCGAUCGAUACGCUUGCGCGGCAACAUCUUUGGGCACAUGGUCUUGAGUAUCGACACGGCACUGGUCACGGGGUAGGCUCGUACCUCAAUGUCCAUGAAGGGCCGAUAGGGAUCGGUACGCGCAUCCAGUACAGCGAGGUACCCCUCUCUGUCGGCAACGUCAUCUCCAACGAGCCAGGAUACUACGAGGAUGGAAACUUCGGUAUUCGGAUAGAAAAUGUGGUUAUGGUGAAGGAGGUCCAGACAAAGCAUAAAUUUGGCGAUAAACCAUAUCUGGGUUUCGAGCAUGUUACUAUGGUGCCCAUGUGUCGGAAGCUGGUUGAUGUGGCUAUGCUCUUGAAUGUGGAGAAGGAAUGGCUGAAUGCUUACCAUCAGGAGGUGAAGGAGAAGACUUCGUCGUUCUUCAAGGACGAUGAAAGAAGUCGGAAGUGGUUGGAGAGGGAGUGUGCGACGUACUGA
Recurvomyces mirabilis is the source of this 1875-nucleotide messenger RNA. RefSeq lists its product as uncharacterized. NCBI's taxonomy places the organism in Eukaryota, Fungi, Ascomycota, Dothideomycetes, Mycosphaerellales, Teratosphaeriaceae. The record is from RefSeq and is a predicted model, not a curated record. Gene Ontology annotation, molecular function: metalloaminopeptidase activity. Bases 1 to 1875 code for a protein of 624 amino acids. The transcript is spliced from 2 exons.